AUUCAAAAGUGAGCUGCGCAAGCGAGUAGACGAACUUUUAUCAAGAGCUCUCCGUAACGUUAAAAGAACAUAUCGUAAACGUUGAGUUGAACUAGCGACGUCUUCAAAAGUAAAGCAAACAAAAAAUUUAGAAUAAAUGUGAAAAAUAGCUUAGAACCGCAACAAGGAUAAUCGAUUAUUUACGCAAAACAGAAAAUUUAAAAAAAAUAUUGCAAAUUUAAAAGUGACAAAUAAACAAUUGUUAAGUGCGCUUGAACUUUACGUAAAAAGCUAGAAGCGUUUAAACAUUUUAUUUUUCAAAAAAAAAAAUUAAACAACUUUUAUUGCAUCAAAGUUUUCUAAUUGCCUUAGCAUAUAACGGCAAUUGUUUGCAAAUUUUGAAAAUUGAAAAUUUUAGUGCUUUGCAAAAGAAAAUUCCAAGUAGAAAUUUAGCGCGAAAAUGAAAGAUUUUAGCAAAAUAUUUUCACGCCGUUAUAGCGCGGUCAAUGUGCAAGACACAGAACAGCAACAACAACAGUUGACUGCGAGUGCACAAAACUCAGCGAUGACGACGACAGGACCCAACGUAGCAUGCAGCACGUCGCGUGCCGCUGAGAAGGCACAAAAUAAAAGUUUGAAAGCCAAUCGCAAAAUGAAUCCUGCCGGCAUUCUAAGUUCGUUCUUUAACGAACGCAAAAGCAAUAAGCGUGCGCGUGCACCAAAAUGCGCCUUUUUGUUACUCGCCCUUGGCAUACUGGCCAUCUCAACAGCAGUGCUGGUGAAAAUCUUUCAGCCUUACGACUUGAUCUUCAAAUGGAAACUGACCAUGUCGGAUGAUGGCGAGAUCUUUAAUUUGUGGGCCAAGCCACCGGUAGAUCUUUACAUAAAGAUUUAUCUAUUUAAUAUAACGAAUGCAGAGGCUUUUCUGGCAGGACGCGAAAAAAUGAAUGUGGAACAAGUGGGACCAUAUGUUUACAAAGAAAUCAUGACGCACGAAAAUAUCACCUUCAAUGCCAACAACACAAUGUCUACAAGACCCAGUCAUCCGUUGGUUUGGCAAGAACAUUUGUCUGAGGGGCGUAAAGAAGACGAUCAGGUGGUCAUGUUGAAUAUUGCAAUGCUGGCAAUUUCUCACUUAACCGCUGACAAGCCACUAUUCCUACGCAUGGGCUUACGCACACUGCUGGCAACAUCCAAAUCACAGCCACUUGUACGUAUGACAGCUAAGGAAUUCAUGUUUGGUUAUCAGACAUCACUGACCACAUUGGGCAACACGUUCUUCUCAAAUUGGAUAUCUUUCGAAAAAGUCGGACUUAUUGAUCGGAUGUACGACUUUAGCACCGACUACGAGACUUUCUACACGGGCGCAACAAAUCCCGCCAUAUCUGGUCUCUAUGCCACAUACCGCGGCAAAACCAACUUGCCACAAUGGGAUGGUGAACACUGCAGCAAUAUUGAACUCGCCUCAGAUGGCACUAAAUUCAAGAGUUUCAUACAACCCAAUGAGACUGUCAAAUUCUUUAGAAAGAGCAUGUGCCGGCCCAUCAAUUUGUAUCGCACUGGUGAACCACAAACGUAUGGCAGCCUUACCGGUUACAAAUACGUUUUUGAAGAGAAUGCAUUCGACAAUGGCGCCAACAAUGAGGCGAACAAGUGCUUCUGCAGAAAGGGAAAAUGUCAACCUCAAGGUCUAAUCGAUGUGACCGAUUGCUAUUAUGGUUUCCCCAUAUCUCUAAGUUAUCCACAUUUCAUGAAUGGCGAUCCCGGUCUACUCAAUAAUAUCACCGGCAUGGAACCAGAUGAGAAGAAAUACUCCUCCGCAUUCGUUGUGCAACCGGAAUCCGGCUUGCCACUCUCCAUCUCCGCCAAAGUGCAAAUCAACAUGCAUUUCGAUGAUUUGAGUGCCUUCCGACAAGUCAGCCGCUUCAGCCACUUGACCGUGCCAAUGCUGUGGUUCGAUAUCAUGAUGCCCAAGCUGCCUGAAGCACUGGACACACGCUUCAACUUCUACCUCAACAUACUGCCCUACCUCGAUAUACUCGGCUAUUGGGGCAGCCUCUUGCUUGGCAUUGCACUGCUGCUGUAUGCCGUUACACGCGCCACGCUACGCAUGUCGAAUUUGACACAAAUGAAUAAUAUUUCCGAUGGUAAAUACAGUAAAGCAAAUAUUCUGCGCGGCGUCACCAACAAUGUGCACUGCAAUGAUGUCUACAAGCCAUGUGAAAUGAAGCUGCUGCAUCAACAUGAAAAGCAUCAGCAAACGCUUGAGGAUAAUAUAAUUACACGUCAUAACGAUAUGGAUAUGUCAGCGGAUGUAGAUUUGUUAUAUAAAGAAAUGGCAUCGGCACAGCAACGUCAAGGUUCGUUUGCUUUGGAAUUGGAGCCAGCGUUAUCGGGUUCGGAGAGUGGUGAUGAUGAUGUGGAGAGCAACUCAUCGGCAUCGUCAUCAUUAUGCAGUCAUAAUUCGUCCACAUGUUCGUGUGCAACGGAACAAAGUCAAAAUGGUCAAAAGCAUACGGAGGCAACAGCAAAUGAGACUUCAAUUAAUGUCGAUAUUAUUGAAAGUAAUCGGGCACCAGCGAAUACUGCUCUUAGCAUAAAUGCUAAUCAAGCAGCUCAGCAGACGACAACUAACAAUAGCAGAGCUAACAACAACGAACAACAACAUAACAACAAUAGCAGGCAGUCCUAAUGCCAAAACAACACAGUUUAACUAUAUAAACACUCAGUUUGAAUAAUUUCAACGUGUAUUAAACAUAAACUAAAAUGCUUCAGAGAAAACAUCACACAUCGGGUUUAACGGUUAUGUUCAUUAUAUUUUAGUGUACCUUGGAUAUUAUCAUUACUACAUAACUGUUGAUGUAUAUAGUAGUUUAUAAGUUUUUUUUAGGCGCAUUAAAGCUCUUUCUUUAUAUGCUAAAGUAUUGCUUUUUUCCAAAACGCCUCAUAGUCUUAGUUAGUAUGUUUGUAUUUAUGAAAAAAAACGAUAUUUAAAUUUUUUCAAUUUUAAAUGUACCAAUGCAAUGCUUUUACAGAAUUAUCAGUUGUGUCAAAAAUUGCAGACUUUAAACUGGUUAUCAGCUGUGAUAAUUACAAAUGCGUGCAUACAACAAAUUUCCCUAUGUAGCAUGUGUAUAAGUACGUAUGUACAUAUAUGCAUAGAAUUGUAUGUUUUUAAUAUUGCAUGCAUUACUUAAACUGCUAAAGGCAUUCAAUGCAUUUGUGCAUAUCGAAAAAAUAAAUAAAAAAAUUAUAUAUUUAAGUAAUACCACCUCCAUGAGGUGCGCAUCAACCAAAACCAUAUAAAUAAGUAUAUUAUAAUCAAUUAUUCAUAUUUGUAUAUAUUUCUUUUUUACUCAUUACACACGCCCUCUUUGAAUUUAAAUUCCAACUAUUGUUUGUACAAAGUAUAAAACUUAAAAACUACGCGCUAAGCUUAAGGAGUUAGUAGUAUCUAAUUAUUGACAUACAUACAUAUGUAUAUAUUACCGAUAUAUUGUGUUGAAAAUUCACGAAAUGCAAAUAAA
Bactrocera tryoni is the source of this 3506-nucleotide messenger RNA. RefSeq names its product scavenger receptor class B member 1. Gene Ontology annotation, cellular component: cytoplasm; membrane. The record is from RefSeq and is a predicted model, not a curated record. Bases 440 to 2671 code for a protein of 743 amino acids. The transcript is spliced from 11 exons. NCBI's taxonomy places the organism in Eukaryota, Metazoa, Arthropoda, Insecta, Diptera, Tephritidae. Gene Ontology annotation, molecular function: scavenger receptor activity.